AUGGAAAAUUGUUAUAACUUGCAAUACGUCCAAUCGCCACUAGACGCGCCUCAUAUCUCAGAUUACGACGCUAUCUCGAAUCAUGUUGACCAAGGAAAUCAGGUUAACCAAGCUUUAUUGUAUGAUCAAAACCUUGUCAUGGGAUAUAUGCCAGCACAAUACGAUCCAGUUAUUCUCGAUUUAAGUUCGUCUGCCAUGUCAUCUCCUCCGAUCUCGGUUUCUGGCACCUCCUUCCUUGAGACUUACGAGUUGGAUUUAAAACCAGUGCAUUUCACUACACAUCCUUCUCCGCCCAUGUCAUCACCCAUUAGCGACCAAGCAUACGGUAACGUUGACCCAGAAAACAAGGAAGUCAAAUCAAUGACACACGAGCAGCAGCAAUACGAACAACAACAACAAAACAGCGUCAGCGCUGAAACUGCGGAGGACGUCAAACCCAUUUAUAAAGCUCAACAACAAUUCCCGUCACCGCCAACAUCGCCUUCUGCGCCACAUGCAUCUUCUACCUCAAAAGAUUCAUCCAAAGUGGCAAUUAAACGUAAAAGGAUCACAAGCUACGUUGAAGGCGAAGAUGAUAAGUCUGUAAAGAAAGAGGAGAAUAACGGCAAUGAACCCAUCUAUGUCAAUCCCAAGCAGUACAGAAGAAUUCUCAAACGAAGGAUCGCUCGUGAGAAAUUUGAGAGGAAACAUAAUCUAUCCAAAGAAAGAAAGCCCUACAUUCACGAGUCUCGACAUGUGCAUGCCUUACGCAGACCACGAGGACCUGGUGGUAGAUUCUUGAACGCUAAUGAAAUGGCAGAAAUAGAGAGACGAAAGAGCCUUAAUUCAAAUUCAUCUUCUUCUACAUGUGUGUCUCCAACCACACCAACUUGCUCUACACCGUGUUCAACACCUUCUUGUUCUACCCCCACUUGUCCUACGCCCACUUUUGUAACCUCUCCCGCCAUCUCCUACAUAAAUCCUAAUCACUUUCCAAGUGGUAUUGCAGGUUAUGUAUAUGGUAACCUUGAAUCCUGGGAUACGACUUGGGAUAUGAAAAAUCAAAGUUAUUUUCCAGCAACCGUAGGACUCGUAGAUUCGUAUCAGAUAAAUACACCAUCGAGCGUGUAUGGACAAGAUUUCAAUUUUUCGCAAUCGCAAACAGCAUCCCCCGCACCGGGAAUAUUUUAUAACGAUAUUUCGUUAACAUCAACCAUGAAUGAAAAUAACCUUCAUGCGUGGGAAUAUUAG
This is a messenger RNA of Funneliformis mosseae, 1230 nucleotides long. The record is from the annotation of a GenBank genome assembly. Lineage: Eukaryota; Fungi; Glomeromycota; Glomeromycetes; Glomerales; Glomeraceae.